Girardinichthys multiradiatus is the source of this 3973-nucleotide messenger RNA. It is a transcript of the gene tspan15, whose product is annotated as tetraspanin 15. Bases 88 to 993 code for a protein of 301 amino acids. Gene Ontology annotation, cellular component: membrane. The record is from RefSeq and is a predicted model, not a curated record. NCBI's taxonomy places the organism in Eukaryota, Metazoa, Chordata, Actinopteri, Cyprinodontiformes, Goodeidae. The transcript is spliced from 8 exons.
UGACAACCCGGAAGUGAGUUGCAGUCAACAGAGACGAGACGCGCUGAAAUUUACACUAUUCAUUUAGGGUUAGACACACUGGAAACAAUGGCUAACCAAAGCGAAAGUCAAUGCUGCAAAAUAUUUUCCUACACGCUUUUGAAAUUCCUCUUGUUCUUCUACGCCUGUAUCUUCUGGUUAACAGGCAGCUUUAUCCUGGCCAUUGGCAUCUAUGCAGAGGUGGAGCGACAGCGCUUUAAGACCCUGGAUGGGUUGUUUUUGGCACCCUCCAUAAUCCUCAUCCUGUUGGGAAUUGUCAUGUCCAUUGUUUCAUUCGUUGGAGUUUUGGGUUCAUUGAGGGAUAAUGUGACUCUUCUGAAAGUGUUCAUGUUCACCUUGGCAAUUUGCCUGAUCCUCGAGCUGCUGGGAGGAAUAUUGGCUCUAUUUUUUCGCAACCAGACUAAAGACUUACUGAACAAGAACAUCAGAAAGGGCAUAGUGAAUUACUACGAUGACCUAGACUUCAAAAACAUCAUGGACUUUGUUCAGAAGAAGUUCAAGUGUUGCGGAGCUAACGAUUUUAAAGACUGGGAAGUCAACAUGUACCACAACAGUUCUGGAACCGGUCCACUGGCUGGUGGAGUCCCAUACACCUGCUGUGUUACUACUAAGCCUAAUGAAGUGGUCAAUACUCUGUGUGGGUUCAAGGUGCUGGAGCAAGAGCGGCUAGAUUUGAUGGACGUUAUCUAUGUGAGAGGUUGCACUGAUGCGUUCCUCAUCUGGGUGAUGGACAAUUAUAAAAGGAUGGCUAUACUGUUGUUGGUUAUCCUCCUGCCUCAGUUUUUUGGGGUGAUCGUCAGCUGGCUGUACAUAGGUCGUGUUGAAGAAGCCAUAAUCGAGUUCGGCGCCUGCAGGGACGAGCUGCUGCCUAAGGAGGAGGGCCGUGUUUCCAAAUUGUUUAAGUGUAUGCCAGACAAGCAGAGAUACACAUCCAACAGACAGCGUGUUCAGUAAACAAAAGAUGUACAGUUUAACUCUUUUCAUUCAAUUUCUUAAACUUUUUUUUUUAAUGUCCAAAUUGCAUCUGGCAGACUCAGGGAUUAACAUAGGUACUAAAAACACUUCAUACACCUCUCAUGGUUUUCGUUUGCACGGUGAACAUUUGUUUUCCACACAAACAAGUGACAAUGCCUUAACAUUUUUUUGUUUUUAACCACUCUAGUGCCUGCUGAACCGUCAGUGUGCUCUCCUGUGCUGUUUGGUUUUGUAAAGCUACUUAAAAGUUGAAACAUUGUCGAUGAACUUAAUAUGUUUAAUUUCAAUGUAGAUCAUGAUUAGUUUUGAAAAGUUUGUAAAAUGCUGAAUUGCCCUGAAGUUCAUUAAGUUUCAAGUCAUUUUCUUUAUUAUAGGCUUAAAAGUUUUUUGUUUUUUUUAGUAGAGACAUGGUUAGAAAGAAUUGUUUGGUAGUUUUACUCCUAUACUAGAUGGUAAUCUUAGAGUUAAGCACAGCAGUCUAUAGUCUUUCACAUCCCAAGAGUAACAAAUGUAUUUCAGCUCCAAAUGCAAAAUGAGAUUCUUCAAACACGUGCUUUAAAUAUUCAAUUCAAUUCAAAAUUCAAAAAUACUUUAUUAAUCCCAAAGGGAAAUAAAAUUUUAAUAUUUAAUAUUCAGUAACAGGUCAAACCACAUCUCUAUUUCUCAGCACAAAAAACAAGAAAAGGAAAUAAAAAGUUGACUGUGGUGAAGAUGCAGCCCAACAAAAAUGUUUCCAUCAAAGCAGCAUAAGCAAAAAUAAUAAUGAGUUUCCUCUUUUGUCAGACUUUAGAUGAGGUUGCCUCACAGCAUUCUCCAUCCAGCAAAUGAAGCAUCCAGUUAUUGGCUCCACUGGUAAAAAUGUGCAUAAAGCCUUGAAAUAAAUUAAUUAUUUGUUGCAGUGGAGUAAUCUUGCCCUUAAAAGUUAGAAAAAUCCAACCUUUAAUUUGAUUACAUUUGUACAGUCCUGAAAAAUAUUAUACUAAUGAAUAAUUGUUUUAAAGAAAAUUACCUGUAGCACAGUUGUUGGUACCCCUGCUGUUAACAAUUUGAACCCCCUUCCUGCCUAUAGGACAGCGCUUGGUCCUAAUCGUACAGAGAGAGCAAUCUUUGAUCAUUCAUCUUUAUAAAAUAUCUCUAGAUUAUCCAGAGUCCUGGGUUCUCUCCUAUGUUCUCCGUUCUUUAGCUCACCCCACAGGUUUAGUUCUGAGGGAGUGGAGAUGGACAUGAAAAAACGUUGAUUCCUGAUUUAUUUAACAAGGUGUUUUGCAUCAUUAUAACAGCUUGUAAUGACCCAUUUUCAGUUUUCAGGGAGAGUCCACCGGGUUUUUAUUUAAAAUCUUCUGGUAUUUCAAACCCUUCCACAGCAUCAUAGAUCCUCCACCGUAUUUAACAGAGGACAGGAAGUGUAUUCCACAUAUUUAUUGUUUCACACCAAACCUACCAAGAGUGAAUGUUGCCAAAGUAGCAUAUUCUUGUUGUCAUCUGACCGAGAAACACACAGUUUCAGUUAAAGUCCACUAGUGUUUAGCAAAUUCAGCAUGUUUCUUCGUAAUGGUAAUAGACAGAAAUUACUUUUAAUGUCAUUAUCCAGACUCUGCAAUUACAUACUUUUAAUGGUUGUUAUGCAAACUAGAUGAUCCCAAUAUAUUGUGCUACAUGCAGCUUUGCACUAACAAUGAGCUUUGGAGGGUUUUAUUUGCUUUAUUCAUCUGUUUUUCACUUCCCAUAUUACCCUGCUCACUUUACAUGGUGGGAAGUGACUAGAAGAAACAGACAUCUGUGUUUCACUGUAUUUAUACCCAUUGGAAACAGGAAGUGUGGCUUUAUUUGUUAGACGUGUAGAUAAUCUAAGCUCAAUAAAAGUAUCAAUAGAUACACCCAGUGUUCAAAUUAAAGGUUGGAUUUUUCACUCAAAGAUUAUGCCACAGCUAUAAAUAAGAAUGUAUUGUCAGGGUUUUUCUUAAUCUUUACCAGAGUUGCAAGUAAAUUAUUCCACAUCUGCAAAUAUUUGUGCUUGUAUGAUUUUAAAGUCGGCUCUUGAGCUUUCUUAAAUCCAUGAGGAAUGUAAUUAUCUUCAACCUUUCACCUUAAAAUGUAUCAUGUUUUAAGGCCUCAUUUUAUUUUCUUCAGAUAGUGCCUGAUUCAUGUUUUCAAGGCAUGUUUGUUAAAAGGGUUUUAGUUUGAAACUUUUUGUUUGUAAAUUUCUACCAAAGGAAUUCAGUUGUGAUUUAAAACGUCUUUAUGGUUAUUUUCUGACUUUACACUACAUUGACUAAUCAUAUGUAUUGUUGUAUUUGUUUUUGUAUUGGAAAGUACAAUACUUCCAUUAUGCCUGAAACACCUUUGCAAGCAGUUGAUUUUUCAUUAGCACAAUCCCAUAUCAGAGUCGUGUGUGAAAUAAGUGUGGGUCAAAUCUGAUUUUCUGUAGUGCAACUGCAAGAUUUGUUUUUGCAUUUUGAGUUCGUUUCCUGCACUGAAAUACAUAUAACCUGUGAAUUUUUAAGCUGGUGGAUUUUUUGGUGUUAAACAUGUUGCCUACUUUUUUUCUACUAAAACAAUAAACCAACAUUUAUACAACACAUAAAGUAGCACUCCAUACUUUGCUUUUUGAACAGAGGCAAGAUGAAGACUGAACUAUUUCUUAAAGCACCUGUAUUUCUCUUUAAAAGGAGUCAGAUCAUACACAGUUUUGUAUUUUUUUGCUAAUGUUCCAUAUCUGUAUUCAUGCCCGAUUUAACAUUUUGACAAAUUGUAACCUCAAACUUCAAUGUGUUUUACUGGGAUUUGGCACCAGAUUAGUACAUAUGAUUUAAUUAGAUUUUAUUUAGAGGAAACAAGUUUGAAUGUAAAUGCACACCACAAUUUAUAGAUAUUUAGCCCCUUAUACUCUAAUACCCCUACAUAGAAUCCUGUGCUACCAUUUGUGCCUGUCUAUAAAAUAAAGUAACAAUAAAAUGCA